Messenger RNA from Dracunculus medinensis (Guinea worm), 984 nucleotides. The record is from the annotation of a GenBank genome assembly. NCBI's taxonomy places the organism in Eukaryota, Metazoa, Nematoda, Chromadorea, Rhabditida, Dracunculidae.
AUGACAAUGCAAGGAUUAAAUUUAAAAUGGAUUUCGCUUAUUGUUUUAAUUAGUCAAACAUCGGCUUUGGUUUUAUUACUUCGCUAUUCAAAAACGCAGAAAGUCGAUGGGCCAAAAUAUUUAUCAUCAACAGCGAUUUUAUCAGCUGAAUUUAUCAAAUUCUUCACUUGUAUUUUUGUUUUAAUGCAACAAAAUGAAUGGCAAUUUACUAGUGUAAAAUUGGAAAUUCAUCGAGAAUUUUUGAUUAAUUCAAAAGAGACAUUGAAAGUCGGUGUGCCUGCAUUUCUUUAUGUAAUUCAAAAUAAUUUGUUAUUUUUGGCACUCACAAAAUUGGAUGCUGCAACGUACCAGGUUACUUACCAAUUAAAAAUAUUAACGACAGCAUUUUUUUCUGUAAGUAUGCUUGGAAAAAAAUUGAAUGCAUUAAAGUGGAUCUCACUGUUAUUGCUCACGGCAGGUGUAGCGCUCGUUCAAAUGCCUGCAGAUUAUAAAUCCAACGAUGAAGAAAAGAUAUCCUCAUUUCAUUUGAAUUCUGAUCGUUUAAUUGGUCUUUUGGCAGUUCUUGUGGCAUGUUUCUCGAGUGGUUUUUCUGGUGUAUUUUUUGAAAAAAUUUUGAAAGGCUCGCAUGUUUCUUUAUGGAUGAGAAACUUGCAGCUUGCAUUUUUCAGUUUAUUUGGUGCAGCAUUCAUGAUUUGGCUAUAUGAUUGGGAUAAAGUUGUGGAGAAUGGAUAUUUUCAAGGUUAUAAUGUGGUUAUUUGGAUUGUUAUUCUAUUUCAGGCUUUUGGUGGACUUAUAAUUGCCUUAGUUGUCAAAUAUGCAGACAACAUAUUAAAAGGAUUCGCUGUGUCGCUAUCUAUUAUUUUGUCAAGUUUUAUUUCUUACUGGUUUCUCAAUGAUUUUCAACCAACUUUAACUUUUGUAACUGGAGCGACUAUUGUGAUCAUCUCUACAUUUCUAUAUGGAUAUGAACCAAAGCUAGUUUAA